CUCGCACAAGAGGGAGAACAUGAGCGGGGAAGCGAAUGGGCAGGCGGCGAUGUUUUUUUGGCACAACGUCUCGAAACUAGCCAGUAGCUUGCAACCUUUCAUUCUAUGAAAAUUAAGCAUAUUUUUUCCUACUGGAUCUGAAAACAUACUCACGUGACAAAUCGGGACCUGGGGGAUAUCACAUUGGACUAUUUUAGAAAUGCGACAUGGCUUUGAAAAUUAUAUUUGUUAGCUUACCUUGCUGUACCCAUAGCUUUAGCUUACAUUAGAACUGACUUUCUGGCUGCGGAUCGAGGCUAUCUUGCAAGCUAACAUUAGACAAUUUGGAUUUACGGAUGAUACUCCUAAAGUCUGCUAAAGGUAGCUAACAGUUAGCUACAGUAACUGUAUUUAGCUGAGAACUGCGAAGGCGGCCAUCGCAGAUUUGUUGAAUAAUAUGUUAUGCUUUAGGAUAGACUUUAUAAUGGAUUAAUUUUGUAAAUUGCUACUUUUUAUUUUGACUCUCUUGGGAGAGCAUCUGAUCGACGUGCUGUCACCACAGCCUAGCAGGCACGUCCUGUCACCAACGUGUAUAGUCAGUGGGCUAACGUUAACUAGCUAGCUAGCUAGGGUAGUUGCACUGGAAUUUGACCACCGUGAAAUUCACUGUCACUACAUGUGGUUAACUUCAAAUGAUUUCGUGAUUUCUCAUCGUCCAGAGUCGAGGACGUUUUCGUCAUCCGAAGCUGACUGCAAUCAAGGUAAAAAGAUGGAGAGUGAGAAGAAGAGAAGAAAAUACUCCACCAGCAGCAAUGACUCGGACACCACUGACAGUGAGUUGAAACGUCAAGUGACCUCCUGGUCCAGGUCCUCCAAGAACACAGGGACCAGCAGCACCUGGGUCAGACAGGAGCACAAGAAACCAUCUGAGGUGUUCCGGACGGACUUCAUCACGGCCAUGAAGCUGCCAGACUCGGCCCAGCUGGGCCCUGAUGACUUUUACGUGCUGUCUGACCCCUGGAGACAGGAGUGGGAGAAGGGGGUCCAGGUCCCCGCCAGCGUAGAUGCCAUCCCAGAACCUGUUGUCAGGAUGCUACCGGAGGUGGGGCGUAUCCCAUUCUACUGGUCUGGGCAGGGCCAGGGCCGGGGGUGUGAGCUUGGCCUGGGGCUGAGCCAGAGGGACAUGAAGACCACCGAUGAGCCCCACAGCCGCUAUGACCUGGAUGACAUGGACGUGUCCUGGCUGGAGACGGUCAACCAGGAGUUCAGGGAACUGGCGCUGCCGGAGCUGGACGAGCUGACCAUGGAGCGUGUGUUGGUGGAGUUGGAGAGCCAGUGUGAGGAGAACAUGCAGCAGGCCAUCGAGACGGAGGAGGGCCUGGGCAUCGAGUACGACGAGGACGUGGUGUGUGACGUGUGCCGGUCCCCAGAGGGAGAAGACGGCAACGAGAUGGUCUUCUGUGACAAGUGCAACAUCUGCGUACACCAGGCAUGUUAUGGGAUCCUGAAGGUCCCACAGGGGAACUGGCUGUGCCGAACCUGCGCCCUGGGGGUGCAACCCAAAUGCCUGCUGUGCCCCAAGAGAGGCGGAGCCCUGAAGCCCACCCGCAGUGGAACUAAGUGGGUCCACGUCAGCUGUGCCUUAUGGAUCCCCGAGGUAAGUAUAGGCUGCCCAGAGAAGAUGGAGCCCAUUACCAAGGUAUCCCACAUCCCCGCCAGCCGCUGGGCCCUGUCCUGCAGCCUGUGUCGAGAACACACAGGCACCUGCAUACAGUGCUCCAUGCCCUCCUGCAUUGUGGCCUUCCAUGUGACCUGCGCCUUUGACCAUGGUCUGGAGAUGCGCACCAUCCUGGCCGAGAACGAUGAAGUGCGCUUCAAAUCCUACUGCCUAGAGCACAGCAGCACUACCGCACCCGGCAACAGUAACAACGCCAUGACCGGCAACAGUAACCACACCAACAGCGCUGGUGCCAGCAAACCAGACUGGGCUGGACAGGGCAACGAGCACAGAGCCACCGUCACCGCGGCGGACCACCACCAAGCGACCAGCGAGCCGCCACCAUUAGAGCGGCCGCUGCCGCCUGUGGAGCGUCCAGACCGGGACCAGAUAGAGAGGGAGAAGGCCAGCCAGCGCAAACAGAAACUACAGGAGCUGGAGGACGAGUUCUACCGCCUGGUGGACCCCAAGGACGUGGCGGAGAACCUGGGCCUGCCGGACGCCCACGUGGACUUCUUGUACCAGUUCUGGAAGCUGAGGAGGAAGUCCAACUUCAACCGUCCUCUGUUGACGUUGAAGAGAGACGAGGUAGAUAACCUGGCGCAGCAGGAGCAAGACGUGCUCUACCGACGCCUCAAACUGUUCACACACCUACGCCAGGACCUGGAGAGGGUGAGGAACCUGUGCUACAUGGUGACGCGGCGGGAGAAGAUGAAGGGUUCCCUGUGUGACCUCCAGGAGAAGAUUUUCCACCUGCAGAUCCAGCUGCUGGAGGAGGACCUAGCUGGAGAGAAAACCAUGAAGGGCCAUAAGGGAAGACAGAACGGGGUGAAGGAGAAGGGGAAGGAGCGGCGGAAAAGCAGUCCGGAGAAGAAGAAAGAGAGGUGGAAGUCUGACAACGGCUCCCUCCUCAAACAGCUAGGUUUCCCCAAGACCUUCCCUCUGGACAACUCCCUGUUUGACAGCUGGCUGGCCCAGUCGGUGCAGAUCACGGCUGACGACAUGCUGAGCCAGUGGGCCCUGGACGCCGGGCAGCACCGUGACAAGACGGCCAGCCUGCUGUCUGACCAGCUGCUGCAGGGAGAGGAGAGCCUGCUCAGCCUCAUGAUGGACCACUCCAUGAAGUCCACCUGGAAGACCCCUCAGCUGGGCCGCAAGACCCGGGGCAAGCCCAGAGCCCGGGGCCAACACUCCACCACCAACACCGCCGCAGCAACCACCCCGCCUUCUGCCACCGCUGUCAGCCCCCCUGCUGCUGCCACAGCCAAGGGGCCUCUGCUGGCAGAUGAGAGGCCAGGCCAUGGGACCCAUAGAGGGGAGAGGUCCCGGGGCUCCAAGGCCCUCCACCACCAUCACCACCACCCCCAGACCAGGAGCACUGAAGCGCCGCUGGACCCGCCGCCGCAGCCACCCACCUCCAAAAUGGACUCCUGUCACAUCUCGGAGGAGCGCGGCCCCUGGGACAGCCUCACUGGUACAGGGGCAGCAUCCGCCCCCACGCCACCUCUGGCCUCCUGCUCCCCCCCACAGCCCUGCAGUAGUCCCGGGACAGUGCCUAAGGGGAGGUCAGGUGCGGGUCCCGGUCACCGCACGGCCCUGCGCCUCCGCCUGCCCCGGCAGGGUAAGUCCAGGGGGAAGGGUGGGGGUGGAGGGGUGAAGGAGAUGGUGGAGCGCCCCCUGGAUAGGGAGAGAGAGAGGGACACCCACCCAGUGAAGGAGACGUCAUCGUCAUCGCUGCUGGACCCCGAGACGGAUGGCUACUUCUCUGACGCCGAGCAGAGCGACUCGGACACGCGCUCCAGCGGCCGCAAGCUCCGCUUGGCCCAGUUGCAUUCUGGGAGCGAGGACCUGCUGAGGAGGAGCGUGCUAGCGUUGUAGAAGAAAACGGAGAAGCGCACACACACAUACACAUACACACACACCAUCGUCCAGAAGACACACUGAUUUCUCAGACUGACCGGAGCUCCAUCCCAGCUCCCGCUACCAUGGCUACUGUCUGUCUGUCCGUCUGUGCUCUUGAUAUUAUACAUGCAGUUCUUUUCUCUCUAGAUCGCUUUAACCAACCAAAUCUCUGUACUUCACUAGUCAUAAAUCAGUCUAUUUGCUCUGUUCUGGGGAUUUGAAUGUAGCUGUUAGUCAGAUAGCUACAUACACAACGAGACCCUAGAUGUUAGUAGGGCUUGUUAAAGUAACAAAUGCUGUAUGAUGAUGUAAGAAGACAAAGAGGAAAUGGAAUUUGGACAAUGUUACAUUUAGGUUUUAUUUUGAAGUAUAACAUGGUUGUAAACAUCAACCCUUUCUAGCGGUGUGUGGUUAGUGGUACCUAGCCGCUAGAAUUGGGGUGAAUACUUUGUGGGCAUUAUAAGCUGGUUCAGGUGAAUCUCUUCCUUUCUCUUGACGUAAGAUGGAUCCCAUGAGGCGAUCCCUGGGAUAUGAUGUUUAAAAAGCCUUUCAGUUAAGUACCAUUCUGAGAAAUAUACAGAAAAUAUCACACAAAUAUUAGCCAUUAAAAGCACAAAUAGCUAACAGGAGCUGUAACACAAACAUUGCGCAUAAACACACACACUCUUUCACACAUACACACCAAACACAUUACACACACACACACACAUUACACAAACUCAAAACCACUCUGUCUGCAUCCAGCCGUUGUUGAAACAUACUGUUUGAGAAUUACGUCAACUCUUCACUGACUCCUCCUCAUCUUCCUUUUGGGUCUGAAUCAUUGGAGAAACAGUAUUUUACGAAUCGUGUGCCUUCUGUCGCUCCCCCAAAAAUGAGUUUAUCAAUCAAUCACUUCUAUAAUCUGAUUUGUUACAAUCAAAAAAUGAAAAUCUGUUGUAUUGGCCAUCAAGCGUACUGAAACAGAGGGCUUCUCCGAUCUUAAUUGUAGUGCCUAAAAAAUGUAAUGCAGCUUUUGCCAUUAAUCAACCCAACCGCAUGCAAAGCCACACAGUUCUAUCAUAUUUGUGCAAAGUGCUGCCCCAACAAAGCAACUUCUGGAGUCAUUGUUGCUCCAGUCAGACGAAUGGUAUAAUCAGCUACAGUACAGAGUCCUGGAUUCUGACGACUUUUUUGAGUUCUUUGAAAAUGUAUGUUUUUUCGUCUCAGAGUUGUAUUUUAUACUUAAAGCGGUCCACAGUAUUUUCUCAGGGUUUAAAAAAAUUUGAAGGCGACGAAGAAGGAUUGAAAAUGUAUUGAAAUCAAAGUUAAUCCGUAAAUAUAUUAUACCAUAUACAGGCUUUUUUAUACAUAUAUGUAUGUAUAGAAAAGAUUCCUUUGGCAAAGCUCACUGUUUAAACUCUGACUACUACUGUGCUGAGAGCUUUUCUCCUGUCUCAGUCAGUACACAACUGCUACUACUACCCACCUGGCUGUCUCCUGAGUUGAUGAUGCCAAAGAACAGUGUGUAAACAGACAGGGCACAAUGCACUUACUCUGGGUGCGUCCCAAAUAGCACCCUAUUCCCUAUAUAGUGCAUAGGGUGCCAUUUGCGACGCAGCCUCACUUGGGAGUUGUGCAUUGCUCAGGCCUGCGCUAGCAUGGCAUGAUGUGACUCAGCCUUUAAAGGGGCGUCCUAACACCCGCCACUAUUCCACCUUGGACUCUCCCAUUCCCUGCUCCCACAGGGGUGUUACGUACUGGCCCUCUGUGCCACUGACCUACUCUGGAUGGAGUAGCCGAAGUCCCCCUCCCCCCAACCUGGAGAGAGUUGAAUGCUGCUGAACCAUGUGAGGGUGGGUGGCUGAUGGUUGAGCCCACUGACACCCCCAGCGCUGGUAUAACAGGGUUGUAAUGUAGAAGAUGACUCGUUUUUUAUGUUUGUUUUCCUGUCCCAGAGGGGACACAAGGAUUCAGGAUGUAACUUCCUAAAGCAGCGUAUUGGUCAGGUGACACUGUCUGUCUGUGUCUACAGCCAGUCUGGCUCCUUCCUUUGGCCAAUUCCUUUCCAUCCACCGUAACCCUUGGAGACAGACCAUUACAACCAUAGAAACAGAAUUAGUAGCACGUUCUAUUAAUUCUUAUUCUACAAUAAGAACAACAAUACUCAUCGUUGUCUGCAGAUAGGUCGUCGGGGUUAGCACUGUAGUAACCCCACAGAAUCCCCCCCACCACCUAACCGUUUACUUGUUGCUAAGACAAUGAAAUGUAAACUUGGUUUCAAUAUUCAAUAUAUACACAGAUUUAGACUAGACUGUGUUUUAGACGGGCCCCUUCAUGUACGGCCCCCAACGUAGUAGAAAACAGGUUAUUAUUAUUGGAGUGGGGCAUCUACACCCUCUUCCACCGCUUCUUUUCAGAAACAGUAGGCUGGAGUUUUAGUGAGGUGAUUCGGUCCAGCAGGCAGCAGGUGACAGCACUUUUCAUACAAAGUAUAGAUUCAUGGAUGGAUGGUAUUAUCCUGUAUUAUCCUACAGAGUAUGGAUGGAUGGUAUUAUCCUGUAUUAUCCUACAGAGGAUGGAUGGAUGGUAUUAUCCUGUAUUAUCCUACAGAGUAUGGAUGGAUGGUAUUGUCCUAUAUUAUCCUACAGAGUAUGGAUGGAUGGUAUUAUCCUAUAUUAUCCUACAGAGUAUGGAUGGAUGGUAUUAUCCUCCUCGAUCAGGGUUUCUUUGCACCAUUCCUGAGGACCCACAGGGUUUGCAUGUUUUAUUCCAGCCCUACACUAAAACACCUUAUUCAGCUAAUCAAAUUGAUGAUCAGUUGAAUAGGGUGUGUUAGUGCUAGAACAAAACGUGCAUUCCGAACAAAACGUGCAUUCCGACGGUGGGUCCCCUGGAAUUGGGUUGAGAAAUGCUGCUUUGGUGUAGCUGUUGAUGAAUGUCCUAGUGCUGUCUCCGUACCACCCAGGAACUGCUGCUGCUGCUGUUGUUGUUGUUGUUGUUGUUGUUGUCUGUAGCGUGAAAAGGCCAUCAGCACACAAACAGAACACAACGACAACAUCAUUGAAAAGGAUCUCCUCUUCUGUGUUAGCUGCUUUCUCCCUUAGGGAACUGGUUCAAAGCUGUAGUAGUUUGACUGCCGUUUACCUAUCUGGUUUUUUAUGCACCAACAAUAAUGUAUAAUACUGUCCUAGAGACCUUUUUUGUUUCUGUGUUAAAAGCCUUUGCAAGCUGUUUUGUAACGCUUCAGCCGCGGCUCAUAUAACUAGAAUGCUGACUCAUAAUCAGACCGACUGCUUCCUUACUAGCGCUUCUCCGACCGUCGACUGACUGCUUCCACACUGGGAAGUAUGGUUCCAAUCCAACACCCACCCCACAGACCAGUGCUCUGUCUCACUCCCCUCCCCUGCUUCAGUGUUCCGCCGGCCCGCCUCAGCUCCUUCAUUGUUUUGAAGCACAGGCGGGUCAAAGGAAGAAGCUUUAAGGACAAAUAAUGACGUGCAUGUGUUGUAUAAUGGAGAGAGCGUUUGUCACUGCUGCCGCUCUGGGCAGAAGAGCGAAAGAUCGAGACGGAGAGAGAACGAGAGGGAAACACUGGUGGAGGGGGGAGAGAGAGAGAGAGAGAGAGAGAGAGAGAGGGAGAGAGAGGACAGUUUGUUCUUUCCUCGUAGUGUUUGCACCCUGUCCACAGUCAACUUAACAGGCAGGCAAUCUAAACAGCACCCGUCCCGCUCUCUCGGUCUCCCUCUCGCUGUCCCUCCCUCUGUGUGGCUCACAAACGUAAAGUGCAAACACUUAUCUGUUUUCACUGGAGCUAGGAUUAUUUACUUUCUCUGGUUUUGUUUUAUAUGCAGAACCAGAGAGAAAUUGAUUUGAUAACACAAAUAGUGGGAACUGCAUAGCCAGUAGUGAGUUUGUGUUUGUUUUUGUGUCUGUCCGAGUCAAUGCUUGUGUGUGCGUGCAUUUUUGUCUGUGUCUGUUGAAUCACGAGUGUGUAUCUGUGUGUGUGUGCAAGCGUUCUUGUGUGUGUGUGUGUGUGUGUUCUUGUAUCUGUGUGUGUGUGUGUGUGUGUGUCUGGGCUAAUUGAAGCUAGAAUGGUCAGGCCGGCUCCCAAGUGAGCUGAUCAGCGUGCAGCUGAAGCCUGGGAGAGACCUUUUGUUCUCUCACUUCCUCCAUGGAGAACACUCACAGGGAUCUAACCGCUGCUCUCUGGCAACACAGCGGUUGCAUCUCAAAUGGCAUCCUAUUCCCUUUUAUAGUACCUACAGCCCUGGUCAAAAGGAGUGCACUAUGAAGGAAAUAGGGUGCCAUUUGGGAUGCACUCAAGCUAUUUAUGACCAGCAGGUCACAGAAUGUGUUCCUCUCAUUAAAUUCAAUAACAUUUCAAAAUGUUCACGUUCCACAGUUCAAACAACUUGCUCCCAUGUUGUUUGUUUGCGACUUUCGAUCCGUGACUUGUAUGAAUCCACUUAUGAAUCCAUUUCCAGGAGGUAAGGUUUAUCCAUAACCAUAGCUGCUCCUCCUAAGGUUGGGCUAGUUUACCGUUAGUGUCUCUGCAACCGAGUCAAGCUCUGAUACUUAGCAGGUUUUGUUUCUGUAGUUGAUCUGGCAGCACUUUGCUGCCUCCAAAUUCAGCUACAUCCCAAAUGGCACCCAAUUCCCUAUUUAGUGCACUACUUUUGACCAGAGCCCAUAGGGUUGUGGUCAA
Coregonus clupeaformis (lake whitefish) is the source of this 8285-nucleotide messenger RNA. RefSeq names its product protein Jade-1. The record is from RefSeq and is a predicted model, not a curated record. The coding region runs from base 656 to 3574 and encodes 972 amino acids. The transcript is spliced from 12 exons. NCBI's taxonomy places the organism in Eukaryota, Metazoa, Chordata, Actinopteri, Salmoniformes, Salmonidae. Gene Ontology annotation, cellular component: histone acetyltransferase complex. Gene Ontology annotation, biological process: regulation of transcription by RNA polymerase II.